UUGCUUUUUGCCAGGUGCAUCGCUGGCAUACCGGGACUUUCUGUGGGUGUGAGCGUGGACGGACUGAACAGUAAUGGCUCAAGGGUUUGGUUUGCUAACUUGGAAAGCGGAAGUCGCUGUACAGGAGACACAGUAAUGCGGAUUGCCAGUAUCAGCAAACCGAUAACUGCGGCAAUCACUGCUAGGCUAGUGCAAGAUGGCAAACUAGAACUGGAUAAACCUAUACAGGCGUAUUUGCCUGAUUUCCCCGUUAAAAAAGUGGAUGGAAAGGCAGUGCAGAUCACCACACGGCAACUGCUAUCGCAUACUGGAGGCAUUCGACAUUACAAGAAAAAAGACGAGGAAGUGAGUCUUUCUGUCGUUUAG
Molecule: messenger RNA, 366 nt
Organism: Cooperia oncophora
Lineage: Eukaryota; Metazoa; Nematoda; Chromadorea; Rhabditida; Trichostrongylidae
Source: the annotation of a GenBank genome assembly